Molecule: messenger RNA, 3749 nt
Organism: Ceratina calcarata
Lineage: Eukaryota; Metazoa; Arthropoda; Insecta; Hymenoptera; Apidae
Gene: wech
Product: tripartite motif containing 71 protein wech
Exons: 8
Coding region: 602-2677 (691 amino acids)
Biological process (GO): protein polyubiquitination; proteasome-mediated ubiquitin-dependent protein catabolic process
Molecular function (GO): protein binding; ubiquitin protein ligase activity; zinc ion binding
Source: RefSeq, a predicted model, not a curated record
CAAACAUACGUACGAGCUUCGAGGAAGCUAGACCACGAUUCGAGAGGCUCCCUGCGUCCUGGAACACCCGCACGGGGGUAGCUUGAGUUCAAAAGCGUGGGUAGUGCGGGGGUGAGAAUUGCUGGUCCGGAUGGGGGUAAAAAUGCAGUCUGUUCAUUGGUGGAGGAAAGCUCGCUUGCCUGGUGGAACCGCGCGGGAUCCGUGGUAGAGCUUGCCGGCUAGAGGAAGGGGCAAAGGGUGCUAUGGGUGCUACUGCUACGCUACGGGACAUCGAGUGUCAGUUGACUAGUUGAAUUCGUUGAGAUCGGUUUGGAUCGUCGGCUCGCGGUCGUUUGCGUCCAUCGACACUUAAUAUCGCGUUCCUGCUCCGAACGGAUCACCGUUCUGUUCAGUCUAUCGUCAGUCUACUCGAACAUUAAAUCUCAAAGAGAUUUUUUUUAUACAAAUACGAUCUUCGAGUUUCCCAAUCGGUACUUGUUUUAAAAAAUAAAAUCAGUUGACCAAGAAUCUACGACGUCUUGAGCAAGGCACUUGAAGGAGGAUCUCAUCCUUUCUAAGUUAAAACAUCGGCGAACUUUUCGAAUUCAUUACCUACGUAAGAAUGUAUCAUGGACAAGGCAUCGAUGUCGGAGCGAGUUACUUCAGAAACAAUCUUGAACAAAAUCAGCAGGUGGAACGUUCUAUUGUACCCUACCAAAUGUUCAAUCAAAUGUACUCCCGUUAUUCGAAUGCGAGCUCGCCAGGAACCUCGAGGAGCAGCAGGAACUCCCAAAGCAACUUUCAAUCUCCCAACGAAUUGGACUUCAACUCAGUGGUAAAAUCUCUAGUCGAGGCCGUGGAUAACGACUAUUUCAACAUUCCGCAUUUUGAUGGGAUUUCACAGAUGGAACAGCACAUGUCUUGCGGGAUUGCAGACUGCGAUGUUUGUACUCAUACCCAGUACUAUCGAACCUUCCAGUUCGGCCCCCAAGGUGAAUACCUCCGAGGCAUCUACCCCAACCUUCUGAACUCACCAAAUUCGCCUCUUAGACAACUACCCAUUCCCUGCGGAACACAUCCUAAUGUUGCACAGAUGUACUGUUAUACUUGUAGUAAGUGUUAUUGCGAUAAAUGCAAUGUCACUCACCAGACACACGUCACAGUGCCUUUUACAAUGGCCAUGAAAGAAGCAAAGGGCCGAGCGAGAGAAGCCUUAAAAAAAGUCAGAGAGAAACAUGUUGAAAUUGAACAAAAGAUAAACAGGGUACAGAGCGCGACUGAUAUGUUAGACCAGAAAUCUAAACAAGCCAACACGGACGUGAUCUUCGGCAUAAGGAGAAUCACCACGCUUUUGAAGACUAGAGAAAAAGAGCUGUUGACUCAAAUCGAAACUAUGAAACGUGAGAAAUUGGCUGCGUUGGAACAGAAGCAGGAAAGACUCAAAAGUGGAAUUCUUCGUCUUACCAUGAUCCGUAACAAACUCAGUGACACUCUACAGUCGUCUCCACACAGCAAUCCUUUGAACUUCGUAGCCAUGAAAGACGCAGCAAUGGCCGAGAUGAUGAAAAUUCGUCAAGAGUUCCAGCAUCUCUCUAAUCAAGGGAAGAACUGCUGUAUCUCUUUUAGAUGUUCGGAGGAAACUCUGCUGAGCGCUUUAGAAAACUUCGGCAGGGUGAUUCAAAAAGUUCCAGGUGCUAUAGGAGAUCGAAGGGCUUUAAGGGGCCGUGGCAAUUCUCAAGUGUUCAUCGGACGUCCACUCGCGAGCCCUCCAAUGCCGGCGGAACCACUAAGCACCUUCGAUAACACUUUUCCUGUGACUGUCCAUUUAAAUGGGAACUAUGACGUACCGUUAACAGCAUCAGUGAUAAUCGGUAACGACGGCGACCCCGAGAACAGAUUAUGCCGACCGUGGGGAAUCGCCUGUGACAAAUCUGGGUAUAUAAUCAUCGCAGAUAGGUCGAAUAAUCGUAUUCAAAUUUAUACACAAAAUGGAAGUUUCGUAAGAAGAUUUGGCGUCCAUGGUACAGGUCCAGGUCAGUUUGACAGACCAGCUGGAGUUGCAGUAGACGCCCGCCGACGUAUCAUCGUUGCUGACAAGGACAACCACCGUAUACAGAUAUUGACCAUGGAGGGAUUCUUUCUAAUGGCUUUCGGAGAAAAAGGCAACCGGUGCGGUCAGUUUAAUUACCCUUGGGACGUGGCGGUGAACAGUCAAUGCCAAAUAAUCGUGUCUGACACCAGGAACCACCGGGUGCAACUUUUCAGUGGCGAUGGCAUUUUUCUCCGAAAAUAUGGUUACGAGAAUCUUCCUAACAUGUGGAAACACUUUGACUCUCCACGCGGCGUGGCAUUUAAUAUAGAUGGUAACAUAAUCACGACGGACUUUAACAAUCAUAAAUUGCUUACAAUUGACUAUAAGUUCGCACACGCUCGAGUAUUCCCAUGCGAGUCUCCCAGUUCCGGGAAAUUGUUUCUGAGACCGCAGGGUAUAGCAAUAGACGGCAUUGGUAACGUCAUUGUUGCCGAUUCGAGGAACCAUAGGAUUCAAAUUUUCGACAGAAAGGGCAACCUGAAAUGUAGAUUCGGCAGUCUCGGAGCAGAGGCCAAUGAGAUGGACCGUCCGUCUGGAGUCGCGUUAUGUCCCGACGGUCGAAUCGCGGUAGUUGACUUCGGUAAUAAUCGAGUUCUCAUUUUUUAAGCGGUCGGUAUUCGGCAACGAUAAAACUAAAUGCAUCUCCGACCGCUACUCGCUACAGAUACGUAAAACGAUCUGAUUAAAUUUUAAAAUACCUCAUGAUUAAUUGCAAACAAAUGCAACAAAACCGAUAAUAUCUUACACGGCGAGAGCGCGACGAUUUUAAAGAAUGAACAUUCGCUCUAAUUAUCGUGAAUAGGAUAUUAACUGUUUACCUCGGAUUUUAAAAGUAAGCGCGAUGCGCUUAAACUAUUUGCAACGGCGACGCAUAUACGCGAGCAUUUUUCCGGCCACUAUUACCUGAGCUCAUAUAUGCGCGCAUUCACGUUGCGAGUUAGUAGUAUUCAUGAAUUUGGUAAUACGGGUACACUUGUGUGCAAAUAGUUUAAGGGUCAUGUGAUUAAGAGCGCUAGAUGCAAUAUUUUCCUACUGAUAUAUUAUAAAAUAAUAAAGAAAUCCGCAUAGGUUCCUUUCGAGUCUUCGGGUUUUUUCACUUUAAGUGCCAAGUACAAAACAAGAAAGCCGGAGGGAGAGAAAGAAAGAAACGGAGAUCUCGAUUUCAAAUCAUAUCGUGCGAACGUACCCGUCAGGCGGGAUAAAACUAUUUUAUAGUUAUACUCUCGGAAAUGCAUGGAUGUUGGUAAUGAUGACGUGAUAACGAAAAUUAAGACAAAAUCAUGACUGAUUUAUUCUAUUAUCUUUUUUGACUAUCUCGUAAGAUAGAGAUAAAAUUAUUCAAUAGCUGAUCUCGUCUCUUUAAAUGUAUAAUAGGCAGAAAAACAUUAUAGCUCUAUAUAAAAGGAAAUUCGUACAAAAUAAGUAGCUUACGAAGUAGAGAUAAAUAUUUAUGAAUAAAAUACAAAAAUAACAUUAACUAUUUUUUAACAGAAAUUCGAUUACCUUCUUUCAAACAAAUCGUUCCGUCGUCGAUUUUAUUUUAUUUUUACUCUCUCGUUUUUCUUACCGAGUUCAACCGUUUUAUAUCGAGCUAUUAUGGUUUAAGGCCUGUUAUACAUACAUAUAUUUAAUGAGACGAAAUGAAUAAUUACUAAAUAGUAAAAAAUGAAUAAGUAAU